UCUACAGAGACGUCAUGCAGGAGAACUAUGAAAACGUGACCUCGCUGGCUCUAAGACACCUGAAGGUGUAUUUCCAGAAUAUACAAAUGUUAUCACCUUUCUCCAGUGGCAGUGCUGCCUUUUCCUAUUAGUUACUCAGGAAGUAGAAAUCAACUCUUAAACACUGCAAUCUGUUUAUACACUGCAUUUGAUAUUUUGCCAGCACAAAUGAAAACACACUUCAGUUCAAGGGUGUCCAGUUUCCAAACCUGAUGUGAUCUCCCAGCUGGAACGAGGGGAGGAGCCAUGGGUCCCGGAUCUCCAGGGCUGUGAGGAAGGAGAGAUCCCGAGAGGUGCCUGUGCAGCAGGUGCUGGGAUGGUGAGUGAGGAGAAGAAGCAGAAUCCUCAGCAGGAAGAUUCUGAGCAAGUGGCACCACAUGGGGGAUUAUCGCACGGCUCCAGAGGGAAUGUGUCCAGGCGUCGUGUGCAGGGGAAGGCCUGUGAGAGUCAGCACAGACUAGAGAGGGAGCAGAGAAACCAGCCAGCGGAAAAAGUGGGUAACUCCAUUAAUUGUCAGGGAACUCACCAGGACCUCCUGGAAACCACAGCCCAGCCAAGAAUACCUACAGGAGAGAGAAAAAACACAUGCGCUGAGUGUGGAAAGCAUUUCAGUAGCCACUCAGGCCUUUUAAAACAUAAGGGAAUCCACACUGGAGAGAGGCCCUAUGGAUGCAAUGUGUGUGGGAAAACCUUCAGUCAGAGCAUUCACCUUAUUCGACAUCACAGGAUCCACACAGGAGAGAAACCCCAUGAAUGCAGUGAGUGCGGGAAAACCUUCACUCUGAGCUUCACCCUUAUUAACCAUCAGAGGAUCCACACAGGAGAACGACCGUAUACAUGUAGUGAGUGUGGGAAAAAGUUCACUCAGAGCUCAGGUCUUGUUAAACAUCAGAGGAUCCACACAGGAGAGAAACCUUAUGAAUGCUGUGAGUGUGGGAAAAGCUUUACCGACAGGUCAGACCUUAUUAAUCAUCAGAGGAUCCACACAGGAGAGCGACCCUAUAAAUGUAGUGAGUGUGGGAAAAAGUUCACUCGGAGCUCAGGUCUUCUUAUACAUCAGAAGAUCCACACAGGAGAGAAACCCUACAAAUGCUGUGAGUGCGGGAAAAGCUUCAUUCAGAGCUCAGCCCUUAAUCAACAUCAGAGGAUCCACACAGGGGAGAGAACCUACGAGUGCUGUGAGUGUGGGAAAAGCUUCAGUCAGAGCUUUCACCUUAUUCGACAUCACAGAUUGCACACAGGAGAGAAACCCUACAAAUGCAGUGAGUGCGGGAAAAGCUUCACUCAGAGUUCAGCCCUUAAUAAACAUCAGAGGAUCCACACAGGGGAGAGACCCUACGAAUGUUGUGAGUGUGGGGAAAGCUUCUCUGUAAAGUCAGACCUUAUUGAACAUCAGAAUAUCCACAUGGGAAAGAUACCUCAUCAGUGCUCUGAGUGUGGAAAAACUUUCACACAGAGUUCAUCCCUUAAUGCACAUCAGAGGAUCCACACGGGAGAGCGCCCCUAUGAGUGCUGUGAGUGUGGGAAACUGUUCAGACAGAAAUCAACCCUAAUUACGCAUCAGGCAAGGCACACAGGAGAGAGACCCUAUCAGUGCUGUGAUUGUGGGAAAGCCUUCAGUGUGAGCUCAGACCUCAUUGUACAUCAGAGAAUUCACACGGGAGAGAGACCUUAUCGAUGCUCUGAGUGCGGGAAAAGUUUCACCCGGAGCUCACCCCUUAAAAGACAUCAGAGUGUUCACAGGAGAGAGAGACAGCAUAGAAACUCUGUGUAGGGCGGAGAAAAAAAUUAAAAAAAACAAAACACAUUUGCUAAUUCCCACAUAGUGACCUUAUGGGUUGUUUGCACCAUUUGUGUCACUCUGUUCUCUCAGACCCCUCGUGUGUUGACCACUCAUGCCUUUUACAGGUCGCCCUUCCCUAGGUGAAUCCCGUGGUCCUUGCUCCUGU
Messenger RNA from Mauremys reevesii (Reeves's turtle), 1988 nucleotides. Its product is annotated as zinc finger protein OZF-like. The transcript has 4 exons. The record is from RefSeq and is a predicted model, not a curated record. NCBI's taxonomy places the organism in Eukaryota, Metazoa, Chordata, Testudines, Geoemydidae. Gene Ontology annotation, molecular function: RNA polymerase II cis-regulatory region sequence-specific DNA binding; DNA-binding transcription factor activity, RNA polymerase II-specific. Bases 356 to 1813 code for a protein of 485 amino acids. Gene Ontology annotation, biological process: regulation of transcription by RNA polymerase II.